AUGAACGUUUGCAGUUCGCGAUACUGUCAGUAUAAUUUGGCUGGCACCUAAAUGGUUCCAAUCCCAAAAUAUAGGGUCUACUGUCCAUUUUGUAAACAUGCCUAUUAUUGUUCUCAAAGAUGUCGAGACAUCGAUUGGACUUCUGGACAUAAAAACCAAUGCUUACCCUAAAACAUGUUAAAUUCAUAGGAAAUAGCCUAUAGUGAUAAGGUGUCAACCUUGAGACAAAUGAAAAGAAGUCCGGAAGAGUUCGAACUCAUAUAUGAUUAUCCACAACUUGGCAAAGGUAGUUUUGGAGCUGUACGGUUGGUGAAGGAUAGAACCAAUGGAUAAUUACACGCAAUGAAGAUAAUGAACAAGAAAGAGAUUUUUGAGUACUGUUCAAUAGAAAAUCUUAAGCGAGAAAUUCGAAUACAGAGGAAGUUGAAUCAUCCAAAUAUUACAUAACUAUUCCAUUAUUUCGAAGACAAAGACAAAGUCUACCUUAUCUUGGAGUAUGCAGAACAUGGAUCCCUAUUCCAAUUAUUAAAGAGAAGAGGAAAAUUGAAUGAAAUCGAGGCUCUUAAAUUCUUUAAGUAAACUUGUUUAGGAAUUGACUAUUUGCAUCAACAAAAUAUAAUUCAUAGAGACCUCAAACCUGAAAAUAUAUUAUUGGAUAUUACUGACAAUGUCAAAAUUUGCGAUUUCGGAUGGUCAGCUGAAAAUUUGGGUUCGAAAAAAAGAAGCACCUUCUGUGGAACAAUAGAUUACAUGGCCCCUGAGAUGAUUGAAGAUAGACUUCACGAUCACACUCUGGACAUCUGGUGUUUAGGAAUUCUACUAUACGAAUUACUCCAUGGGGAUGCACCAUUCAAAGGGAAAAACGAUAUUGAAAAGUGCAACAAUAUUGUUAAAAUCAAUUACUAAAUACUGGAUAAUAGUUUGAGUUCUGAUGUUAAAGAUCUCAUAACCAGUCUUAUUAAAUAUCAUUAAAAAGAUAGAUUAACUAUGAAAUAGAUUUUGAAUCACAGAUGGCUCAACAGAAAUGAAUUCGAGUUGGAAAAGAUACCCAAUUAAUAAAAUAGAGUCAGAGUGAAUGGAAAUACUAUGCAUACAGAAAAUCAGUAUUUCUCUAAAUCUACUGCCUCUUCACAACAAUCUUUUAUAAGGUAAAACGUAGCAUUCUAAUCUCAAACUGAAAAUUCGGUUUAAGAUUACAAAUAACAAUAUCGUCGUAGUAGACAUUCUGAAUCUUAAAGAAAAGAGAUAAGAUCAUAAACAGUAAAAUAACGAAAUGAAACAUUCAUGCAGAAAUUAUUAGUUGCUUUAGGUUGUGUUAAAAGAGAGUCGUAUGCUGAUACAAGUUGUUUAGAUACUUAAAAAUAAUGA
Messenger RNA from Paramecium tetraurelia, 1368 nucleotides. RefSeq lists its product as uncharacterized. Gene Ontology annotation, molecular function: protein kinase activity; ATP binding. NCBI's taxonomy places the organism in Eukaryota, Ciliophora, Oligohymenophorea, Peniculida, Parameciidae. Gene Ontology annotation, cellular component: spindle pole centrosome; spindle microtubule; spindle midzone. The transcript is spliced from 4 exons. The record is from RefSeq and is a predicted model, not a curated record. Gene Ontology annotation, biological process: protein phosphorylation; mitotic spindle organization; regulation of cytokinesis.